Messenger RNA from Synchiropus splendidus (mandarinfish), 1045 nucleotides. Its product is annotated as integumentary mucin A.1-like. The record is from RefSeq and is a predicted model, not a curated record. Lineage: Eukaryota; Metazoa; Chordata; Actinopteri; Syngnathiformes; Callionymidae. Bases 44 to 1045 code for a protein of 333 amino acids. The transcript is spliced from 2 exons.
UCUUAUUGUAGUACCAACAAGUACCUUACCUACAAGUGCUGCAAUGGAAACAACAAUGGAACCCACAACAACAUCAACUGUAACAGCAAAAUCUGCCCAAACAUCAACUUCUCAGACAACUGAUCAGAUAACAAACAAAUCCUAUAUAAUAGGGACGUCAACAGUAGCACCAACAACAGAGCCUCCAACAACUCCCAGUGAAACUACAGUGCUAGAAACAGAAGUUUUUCCCACAACAUCCACACCAUCUACAACAGCAAUCAUGACCACAGAGCCAGCAACAACAACUGUUGCUGAGACAACAGUGGCUCUGACAACAGAGCCUCCAACAACUCCCAGUGAAACUACAAUGCUAGAAACAGAAGUUUUUCCCACAACAUUCACACCAUCUACAACAGCAAUCAUGACCACAGAGCCGGAAACAACAACUGUUGCUCAGACAACAGUGGCUCUGACAACAACCAUCUCAUCAACAACUGUUCUGAUAACAACAGACUCUGCCAAAGCAACCACUCGCCCAGUGACAUUUACGCUGAGAACCGUCUUGCCUCAAGUCACCCAUGAUCCAACAACAGAUGAUUUAGAAACUACAGAUUUGCCCACAACAACCACUUUACCAACGACUGUUGCUCAAACAACUUUCUCACCUAUAACUGUCGCUUUCACAACAGAAGACUUGACCACGAUAUCAAUUGCUCCAAAUACAGAUGCUGUAACAACAGACUUGCCAAUAACAACGAUUGCACCAACAACAGGUGCUCUUGCAACAAAUACAACAACACCAACAAAUACCCCCACUUCAACAGAUGCUUUAACAACAACACAUUCUCCCACAGAACCAGCCUCAACAACAAGAGUGUUUCCAUCAACUGCAGAUUUUUCUAUAACAACAACUGCUCCAGCAACAUUCUUUCCAACAUCCACUACAGCUCAAACAACAGUUGAUCUCACAACAAGAGACUUGACCACAACCACCAUUGCUCCAACCACAGUUAGUUAUACUCAAGUGUUGUUCCAACAACCAAAGUUUCCCCCACCACCAUGA